AUCAGACAGAGCGGAGUUGCCUCCUCAGGAAUACUUGCCAUGAUCGAAAUAGUAUUUAAAAGGGAUGGCAUGCUUAAAGAAAUGGGCGAUUAUGUUCUUACUCUUGAAUCUCUCUCGGAUGAUGCAGUCUGGUUGAUCAUGAAGAUGCUCCGUUCUAACCUUUUCAGGCCAUUUCCUUCUCAGACUGCUGUUUUUUCUGAGAUAGAGAAUGAAAAUCUAUAUGACACUGAAGAUAAAAGGCCACUGGUUGAAGGGGCCUGGGUCCAUCUGAGAAACUUUUAUGAAUUCCUCCAAAAAGUUGUUGAUGCUGGGUUGUUACGCGAGGAACAUAUUGAUGAUAAGUUUAUUACUUGGUUUUUUAAUACUGCUGUGCUAGCAGAUGACUACAGAGAAGCUUGCUUUGUGGCAGACCUUCUGCCAUCUUUCUGGACAAAAUUCCCCAACAAACAGCAAUCAAUUUGGAGGACUGUGCGGAGUAAUCUGUCUCGUUUUGUAGCCCGGACAGGAAGAGCUGCAGACCAAUGUUUGGUAAGGUUCUUGGAGAAGGAAGGCUCUCUGGUCAAUUUGAUUUUUGAGGCUAUUCUGAGUGGGGAUCAUAUUUGUGAGUCUUCUCUACUCAAUGAAAUCAAAGCCCUGAUGGCGAUUGGUAACAUAAAUGAAAUCAACCAAUCCAAUGCUGAGCUUCUGUUCGGAUGCAUUGCGAAGACUUUGCGAUCUUCUGACAAGAAAGUGGUGAGAAAAGGACUUGAUAUAGCUUCCUCUGAUAGAUUUCUUGAACUUGCCGAGAUACACAGAGAGCUUUCAUUACCUGUCAUAAGGAUGGGGCUGCAAUGUGCAAUAGAGAACAAUUCUGUUCGAGCUGCUGCAAAACAUAUUCUAGAAAAAUUUUACAAUGUUGAGGACGCUUUUUGGAAGUUUGAUGACAACAAGACCAAGAGAACAAUGUAAACCCAGCUGGCUACCUAAGAAGGGGGUGAACUGGGUCUUCUCAAUUUACUUCAAAACUUGUUUCUUUUUCUUUUAAAACUUGAAUCAAAUUUCCAAUAUAUAAACUGUUAUGCAAAAUAAACAAAGAAUGAUUGC
Rubroshorea leprosula is the source of this 1083-nucleotide messenger RNA. The record is from the annotation of a GenBank genome assembly. NCBI's taxonomy places the organism in Eukaryota, Viridiplantae, Streptophyta, Magnoliopsida, Malvales, Dipterocarpaceae.